CAGACUUUGCUGCAAACUCCGUGUUCGUUUCCUGGCAUUUGACCAAGUCGGUGCAGGUCCUGCUUUCAUACUUAAAACCAAAUAUAUCCGCCAAGCUCAGGCCAACUCUUCAGUGUGGAGCAACAUAUAUUUUGGACUUCAAGCAUCCACAAGCACUUUCUUCCUUCACAUCAACACACCUGCUUCGGUCGUCAAAUACUUUCUUCUGUCGCAUCCAUAUACCUGCUUCUAACAACACUUGCUCGACAACACUUUCCAGAGCUCAGUUGCAAGUCAUCCACGGAUAUCAUCAAAAUGCCACCAGCUACAAAUGAAGAGCAGUUCCGCUUCCUCAUCUCCUGUAUCCGUUGGUCAAACAAUGGCAAGGUUGAUUUCACAGAAGUUGCCAAAGAGUGCCAGGUGGUGAGCAAAGGUGCAGCCGCAAAGCGAUAUGAGCGUAUGAUGCGCGCUCAUGGGAUACACCCCAACGGAGGUCCCGGAAGGGCUCCAACUGCUCGCCAACCAAAGACAGAGCGCAAUGCAGGACCAUCCCCUACCAAGAAAGCAAAGGGAAAGGCCGCUGCGUUUGAUGAGAGCAUGAACGUUGACGACGACGAGGAGCCGGCGGGCAGCGACAACUUCAAGGCGGAGAACAGUCAGGAUGAGGAGCUUCUCGUCAUCAAGUCCGAGCAGUUCUACGAAGUCCCAGACCUCCAAGAUGAUUGAGGGGUUGGAAAGGUGAUCGGCUGCCGAGUUGUGGCUCACAAAAUUUCCCAUCCAUGCAAAUGUUUCUAUGAUUUCAUGGUUUGAGUUGAGGGGUGGGAAAGUUGACCGGGUGCCGAGUUGUGGCUCACAAAAU
Pseudogymnoascus verrucosus is the source of this 838-nucleotide messenger RNA. RefSeq lists its product as uncharacterized. The transcript has 3 exons. The coding region runs from base 295 to 705 and encodes 136 amino acids. The record is from RefSeq and is a predicted model, not a curated record. Lineage: Eukaryota; Fungi; Ascomycota; Leotiomycetes; Thelebolales; Thelebolaceae.